AUGACAAGCAGUCCUAUCCAAUCGCUCUCGUCGCAGCUUGUGCCUGGUCUGUCGCUGCCUACCAAUCUUGCAACGAAUCUCCCUGUGGAAUCCCUCUUAUCUGAGCUUCUGGGGAUAACCACGGCCUUUCCUUCUCUUCCGUCCAAUGUCCCGAUCGGGUCUUUAAUCUCUGAGCUUCUUGGUGUCAUUACCGCGUCACCAGGCUUGCCUACUAAUAUUCCGGUCGACUCUUUGAUCUCCCAGCUUCUUGGACUCCUUGGAGUAACAACGGCAUUGCCGAGUUUGCCCACUAAUAUACCAGUCGACUCUUUGAUCUCACAGCUCCUUGGUGUCACUACAGCAUUGCCGGGUUUACCCACUAAUAUUCCGGUCGACUCUUUGAUUUCACAACUCCUUGGUGUCACUACUGCAUUACCAGGUUUGCCGACGGACGUUCCAAUUGAUUCUCUCAUCUCCGAGCUUCUUGGGAUCACUUCCGCGUUACCAGGGUUACCAACGAACAUUCCGAUCAGCUCUUUAGUUUCCGAGCUUCUUGCUGUCACUACUGAACUGCCAGGUUUGCCAACGGAUAUUCCGAUUAAUUCUUUGGUUUCUGAACUCCUUGAGAUCACAACGGCGCUGCCGCCUCUGCCUACUGACCUGCCGGUUGAAUCCCUAAUCUCACAAAUCCUGGGAGUUACUACGGCUUUGCCACCACUUGCGACUGACAUUCCAGUUGAAGCUCUGGUGUCCCAAAUUCUCGGAAUCACUACCGCACUACCACUUCCCACGGAUAUCCCGGUGGAAUCCCUAGUGUCUGAACUGCUUGGAAUAACUACAGCGAUACCGUCUUUGCCAGUAGAUGUCCCGGUUGAGUCGUUGCUCUCUCAAAUCCUUGGAAUCACGACAGUCUUACCUGGGAUUUCUUUGCCGCUGCCUCUGCCCACCAACGUCCCUCUAGAGUCACUUCUACCUGGCCUCUUGCCAAACGGAAGCCUUCCAAUCACCCUUCCCAACGGGCUGCCAACGGAUAUCCCAGUAGACUCGUUGAUUUCCGAGCUUUUGGGGAUUACUAGUCUCCUACCGUCGCUGCCCCUUCCGUUGCCAACCCCUACGAUCCCUCUGGUACUGCCGAGCCUUACGCUUCCUCUGACGCUGCCGAACGGUUUGCCAACGAACAUUCCCUUGGAAUCUGUGCUGUCCGAUUUGCUUGCCAUUCAAACUCUCUUGCCAGACCUCACUGUUCCUCUCUCAUUUCCAGGUGGCUUCCCCACGGGUCUUCCGCUCGGUGAGAUUAUCUCAGACGUGCUUGGCCUUACCACGAUUUUGCCUGACUUGUCCAUUCCCCUACCGAGCAUUGGCGUUUCACUCACCUUACCAAAUGGGUUACCAACAAAUGUCCCUCUCCAGUCCCUUAUCACUGGCAUAUUGGGAGUCACGGCUCUGAUACCACCCGUUUCUCUUGGCUUACCAACGGCAGUGCCUGUUGAUUCUCUGGUGUCAGACGUGCUUGAUAUUACAACACUAUUGCCUGGAAUUUCGCUCCCUUUAGCGCUGCCGACUAACCUGGCUGUCCCUGUCGAGUCUUUGGUUUCGCAACUUCUGGGAAUCACCACGGCUCUUCCAAACCUUUCGCUAGCGCUGCCGGCCGACCUUCCCGUUGAGUCACUUGUCUCAGAUCUUGUAGGGAUCGUGACUGCGCUCCCGAGUCUUGCGGUCGCAUUGCCAACAAAUCUUCCGCUGGAGGAAGUCAUAUCGGACAUUUUGGGGCUUACAACCGCUCUUCCAAGUCUUCCGCUGCCGCUGCCAACGAACCUGGCUAUCGAACCACUCAUAUCUGACCUUCUGGCAUUCACGACUGCUCUUCCAAAUCUCCCGCUGACAUUGCCAACGAAUGUCCCUCUUGACUCGUUUUUGUCCUCGCUGUUGGGACUCGGAAACGCUCCUCCGGAUCUUCCAUUGACGUUGCCGACAAACAUACCUCUCGACUCACUCCUCUCGGAUGUCUUGGGGAUUACGUCCGUCAUCCCUGGCCUCACUCUUCCAACGAUUCUGCCUACAAACGUGCCACUCGAAUCACUGCUCUCGGACCUUCUGGGUCUCCCUACUGCACUUCCUGGUCUCUCGUUGCCGCCGCUUCCACUGCAGACAAAUGUUCCUGUCGAGUCGCUCCUGUCAGACUUGCUGGGUAUUGCGACUGCUCUUCCCAAUCUCUCUCUUCCCAUCCCAUUGCCGACGGGUCUGCCCGUUGACUCGCUCCUUUCAGAGUUAUUGGGUGUUGCGACUGCGCUUCCGCUGCCAACAAACCUGCCCGUCGACUCGCUCCUGUCCGAGCUUCUGAAUGUUGCGACCGGUCUUUCGCUUCCCAUCCCGCUGCCGACGAACCUGCCUGUCGGGCCACUCGUGUCCGAACUUCUGGGCAUCGUGACCAAUCUUCCCGGAAUCUCUCUUCCAUUGCCUACCAACCUGUUGCCACUUCCAACCGGGGUCCUUGAUCUCGCCCCGGUCAAUUCGCUUGUGUCAGAGCUGUUGGCGCUUCCUACUGGCGUUCCAGGCCUCGAGUCGAUUGAUUCUCUUGUGUCGGAUCUAUUGGCACUUCCCACUGGUAUUGCGCGUAUCGAGCCGAUCAAUUCGCUCGUGUCAGAGCUGUUGAACCUUCCCACCGGGGUCGCGGAUCUCGCGCCAGUGAAUUCGCUUGUGUCGGACCUAUUGGCACUGCCUACCCGGAUUCCGGGUGUCGCACCAGUUGAAGCGCUUGUGUCGGACCUGUUGACACUUCCUACUGGGCUUGGGCUGCCGGACCUCGCGCCGCCGGUUGAAGCGCUCGUAUCUGACCUUUUAGCACUUCCUACUGGGCUGCCAGGCCUUGAGCCGGUUGGGACGCUUGUGUCGGAUUUGCUGGCACUCCCGUCAGAUCUGUUGGCACUUCCUACUGGGACUUUGGGACUUGCGCCAGUUGAAACAGUACUCUCUGAGCUUUUGGGCAUCGUCACGGCUCUGCCAAGCCUUUCUCUUCCCACGAACAUUCCGAUUGGGUCGUUCGUGUCGCAGCUGUUGACUGCUCUCCCAGCGCUUCCAUCGGUUCCGGCCGUCAACUCUCUUGUAUCAGAGCUGCUCGGCGUCACCACAGCCUUGCCUGCGCUCCCCCUUCCGCUUCCAAGUCUGCCUUUGGGUGGUUCCGCUGGCCUCCCGCUAUCGCUGCCAACCAACCUCGCAGUUGAUUCGGUGAUAUCUGACUUGAUUGGGGCCCUGCCGACAAAUAUACCUCUUCAGUCAGUCGUAUCCGACUUGCUAGGAGUACUACCUACCAAUGUGCCUCUCGAGUCAGCCUUAUCCGAUUUACUCCAUGGCACCCUGCCCAUAGGACUCCCAACUGCUGUUCCGGUUGAGUCAGUUCUUUCGGACUUGCUUGCAGUCACAAGCCUUUUGGGAGGUCUCGGAACGGGACUCGCGCUCCCCACUAACCUCCUGUCUCUCCCGCCUCUUCCUUUGACCAACCUCCUGCAGCUAUCGACGGCCUUGCCUGGCAUUAGCCUCAACCUUCCACUGUCUGUAUCGCUCGGCGUGCCUCUGCCGUCUCUGGCCCCAGUGAACCUCCCUUCGCUCCUCGCAGACUUGCCCAGUCUCGCCACAAACGCGCCCGAGUUGUCGAGCGCCCUGGGCGGCGUGCAGACCGCCCUGAACGACCUGCUUCAGACUGCUCCGGCUGUUGUUAAUAGCGUCCUAGGAGAUGUGAACAGCAUCGUGCAGGGCUUGUUGCCGACGGAUCCCGUUGCGGCGCUUUCGGCGAUUGAAACGUUGCUUCCGGGCCUGGGGCUUCCUACGGCUGGAUUGCCAUCUAUUGGACUGCCAUCUAUUGGACUGCCACCUAUUGGACUGCCGUCUAUUGGACUGCCAUCUGUUGGACUGCCUUCUCUGGGAUUGCCCUCUGUUGGUCUUCCCGGGCUAAGUCAAGGCCUGCCCCCAGUUGCUCUUCCCUCCAUUGGUUUGGACGUCUUGAGCGAACUCUCUCUGCUUCACGGUGUCCUGCCAACGUCUGAUCCGGCACUGUCUUCCCUCAUCGACGGCAUCGAAUCACUCCCUACCAAUCUUCUCAACAAUCCCAACGCACUGCCCUCUCUCCUAUCUCAAGUUGGCGGCGUAGCCGCAAAUCUACCAAGCAUAGCGCUGCCGCUCGUGUCGAACCUGCUCUCAGACUUGCUCAGUCCAACGACCGGAAUUCUGGGUCUGCCAAUCCCCGCCACUGAACUUCCAAUCACUCUACCACCCGGUCUUCUUCCUACCGGCGGGCUACCACCUUUACCCCUACCUUCAAAUCCGGUCAGCGAUAUCGUCUCCGUCCUCAACUCAGUCCUCCCCAGCCUCGGCAUCCCCCUCCCCACCAACCCGGCAGACGUUCCCGGCGCGCUGUCUUCGGUCCUCGCGAACCCCGGCCCGGCUCUGCAGAGCGCGCUCUCGAACCUGCAACUCAUUCCCUCGGCGCUUCAAACCCUUCUUGCGCCCGGCGGUGGUCUCGGGCUGCCGUCGCUUCCUAUCGGUCCUAUCGUCACUGCUCCAGUCGGCAGCGCUCUUCCGCUGCCCCCGGUCGUCUCCAAUCCAGCUCAACUCGUAUCCUCUCUCGUCGCCCAGGUUCCGGCGCUAUCUGCGAUCCUUCCCACAGGUGUUCCGAUAGAGUCUAUCCUGGCUAAUCCGCCGCCCGCACUGAACUCGGUGUUGUCGCAGAUUGGACUCCCUCCAGUCGGCAGCGCUCUUCCACUGCCCACGGCGGUCUCAAAUCCAGCUGGACUUGUAUCCUCCCUCGUCGCCCAGGUCCCGGCGCUAUCUGCCAUCUUGCCGUCAGGCGUUCCGAUCGCGUCCGUCCUGGCUAAUCCGCCGCCCGCGCUGAGUUCGGUGUUGUCGCAGAUCGGAUUGCCUCCAGUCGGCAGCUCUCUUCCAUCAUUACCCCCUGUGGUCUCCAACCUGGCUGGAAUCGUGUCAUCCCUCGUCACCCAGGUCCCGGCGCUGUCUGCGAUCUUGCCGACAGGUGUCCCGAUAGAGUCUGUCCUGGCGAAUCCGCCGCCCGCGCUGAAUUCCGUGUUGUCGCAGAUUGGACUGCCUUCGAUCGCGCUCCCGAGUGGUGGCCUUCUCCCGAGUGGUGGUCUUCUACCGAGCGGUGGCCUUCUACCGAGCGGUGGCCUUCUCCCGAGCGGUGGCCUUCUCCCGAGCGGUGGCCUUCUCCCAAGUAACGGCCAGCUCCUCCCGUCAAUCGCGCUUCCACUGCCUUCGAUCGCACUCCCAAGCGGUGGUGGCCUUCUCCCGAGUGGCGGUCUUCUCCCAAGUAACGGCCAGCUCCUUCCGUCAGUCGCGCUUCCACUUCCUUCGAUCGCACUCCCAAGUAACGGCCAGCUCCUCCCGCCAAUCGCACUCUCAAGCGUUGGCGGUGGCAUUCUCCCGUCCAUCGGUCUACCUCUCUCCAGCGCAGCCCCCCUUGCACCCCUCAACCUCCCAAGCCUGCUCGGUCUUCCCGUACAACCACAACCCAGCGCCGGGCUCCCGUCGUCCAUUGGCGGUGGCCUGCUCCCUUCCAUCGCCAUUCCAAGCGCGGGCCUGCCGUCGAUUGCACUCCCAAGUGGCAUUCCAUCUAUCGGUGUACCUCAGCUGAGCGUCGGUCUGCCGUCACUCGGCCUCAACCUGCCCAGUGGCGGUGGACUGCUACCGUCGCUUGGUGUCCCGAGCGGAGGGCUCGGUCUGCCUACCGCCGGGCUGCCGUUACCGUCCGUCGGACUCCCUAGUGGAGGCGUCGGUUUGCCGUCAGUCCAGCUUCCGAGCGGGCUUAACAACUUGCCGAGUCAGCUCGGUCUGCCCUCGGUAUCGCUUCUGGGUGGGGCAAAUCUGCCUAGUGUUGGGUUGCCGUCGGCACUCUCCCUGGGUCCUGGAUUACUUCCGAGUGCACUGUCUUCGCUCGGUGCUGCGCUUCCUUCCCUCGGUGCUGCACUCCCCUCACUGGGUGCUGCACUUCCUUCGCUUGGUGCCGCACUUCCUUCGCUUGGUGCUGCACUUCCUUCACUGGGUGCUGCAAUUCCUUCACUCGGUGCCGCACUUCCUUCGCUUGGUGCUGUACUCCCCUCACUGGGUGCUGCACUUCCUUCGCUUGGUGCUGCACUUCCUUCACUCGGUGCUGCACUUCCUUCGCUCGGUGCCGCACUGCCUUCCCUCGGUGCCGCAGUCCCCUCACUGGGUGCUGCACUGCCGUCUCUUGCUCUAGGUCUCCCGGGGCUCGGUGCACCAAGCAACAACGGACAAUCGCUAGGCUCCUCGACAUCACAGCCCCCGCGUGUCAUUCCCAGCAACCUCGCCACGGCACUUGCCAAUCUUCCCAGCCAACUGUCGUCAUUGGGCCUGUCACCCAACCAGGUAUCCUCGGCCUUGGCUUCAUUGGGCCUGCCUUUGGUCCCUGGUGCCUCUGAGCCCGCCGUGGCUCUGCCAUCUCUGGGCCUGCCUUCCGUGGGCCUGCCUUCCGUGGGCCUGCCUUCCGUGGGCCUGCCUUCUUUGGGUUUGCCUUCUGUGGGUUUGCCUUCUGUGGGUUUGCCUUCUGUGGGUUUGCCUUCUGUGGGUUUGCCUUCCGUGGGUUUGCCUUCGGUUCAACUGCCAUCCAUCGCCUUGCCUUCUGUUUUGCCGUCCCUUGGACUUCCUUCUGUUCAAUUGCCAUCUGCCGGGCUGCCUUCUGCGCUGCCGUCCCUUGGGCUCCCAUCUAUCCAACUACCGUCUGCCGGGCUGCCUUCAGCGUUACCGUCUCUGGGUCUGCCCUCGGGGCUACCGUCGUUGGGCCUGCCUUCGUUGGCCCUUCCAUCUGUCGCUCUGCCUCCAAUAGGGUUGCCUGGUCUUGGUCCACAACCUUCCGCAGCCGUACCAUCUGCAGGUGCACCCUCUGCAGGUGUGCCCUCUGCAGGCAUACCAUCUGGUGCCGUGCCAUCAAGCGUCGCGCGCCCGAGUGUACCGUCUGUCGGACUUCCUUCGCUGGGUCUACCGUCUUUGGGUUUGCCCUCCGCCGCCGCCCCAUCUCUUGGCCUGCCAUCACUCAACCUGCCAUCACUCCUUGGUGCCCCCCCUCCUGGCUUGUCUUCCGCUGCUGUCCGCUCGGGAGAGGUCCCUCCAGCUGCUCUUCCCUCUUCGGGCCUGCCAUCACUCGGCCUGUCUCUCAGCCUACCGGUCUCACUCGGCUUGCCCUCUGUCGGAUUACCCUCUGUUGGAUUACCCUCUGUUGCAUUGCCUUCAGUUAAUCUGCCCUCCGUUGGUCUGCCCUCCGUUGGUCUGCCCUCCGUCGCCCUACCGUCCGUCGCCCUACCUUCCAUCGGCCUCCCCUCUGUCGGCCUGCCCGGUCUCCCCGGUCUCCCCGGUCUCGGCCAACCCAACAGCCCCAGCAGCCCACCCCUGGCGCCCACGAGCCGCAUCGUCACCUCCGCUUCAUCAUCCAUCGCCCCAUCAUCGCCAUCACCAUCAUCCAUGGCCGCGUCCUCGAACACCGCCGCAGCCCUCCCUCCCCUUGCCGUCAGUAGGCUCGCCCCGAUGCUGUCGGCCAUUUCGUCUUCCAACGCCCCGCUCGCGUCGGCCCUCGGCCAGCUGCAGUCCUCGAACGGAGUACCGGCCGUGGCGAGCCAGUUGGUGUCGAAUUUGCCGCUGGCGUCCGAGGUAGCGUCGGUAUUGGCGAGUUUGUUGCCGUUGUCGAAUGGUGGCGGUCUUCUUCCGAGCAUCGCCCUUCCGCUGGGUGGAGCUCCUCCGAGUGCUUCUGGGCUGCCGGGUGGAGCUGCUCCCCCGAGCGGAACUGCUUUGCCCAGUGCUGGAGUACCGAGUGGAGCUGCUCCUCCGAGUGUUGGGCUCCCGAGUGCUGGUGGCGCUCUGCCCAGCAUCGGUCUCCCCCUCAGCCUUCCCAGUAUCGGUUUGCCAAGCGCUCAAAUCCUUCCGAGUGUUGCACUCCCGCUCUCGCUCCCAAGCGUUGGCCUCUCGCUCGGGGCCGCGCCCAGUAUCGCUUUACCCGGCCUCGGCCUGCCCAGCAUUGGCCUUCCCGGCAUAGGCCUACCAGGCGCUGCCCCUUCACCGUCGCCCGCCGUGGCUUCCGUACCGCCAGGCGUGGCAUCAUCCCAAAGCGCAAGGCCCCCGAGUGCUGCGGCCAGCAUCCCCAGCGCGGCGGUCCCGAGUGCCGGCUCGCCCGGUGCACCUGCCGCUGUUCCCAGCGUCGGCCUUCCCAGUGCUGCUGUACCUUCCAUCGGCCUGCCCAGCGCUGCCGUUCCCAGCGCCGCCUUGCCCAGUGCUGCUGUGCCGAGCGUCGGCCUGCCGAAUGCCCUGUCCAACCUCGGCCUACCUAGCAUCGCUCUGCCUAGCGUGGCCCUCCCGAGCGUCGCUCUCCCGAGUCUCGGCCUACCCGGCAUCGGCCUGCCAGGCGGUGCUGCGCCGAGCGCUGCUCUUCCCAGUGCUGCUUUCCCGAGUGCUGCCUUGCCCAGCGCUGUUCUACCUAGUGCCGGUGCUCCUGGUGCUCCUGGUGCUCCUGGUGCUUCUGGUGCUCCUGGUGCUCCUGGCGCUCCUAGUGCGAGUGUUCCCAGUGCUGGGUUGCCUGGUAUUCAACUUCCGAGUGUCGCUCUCCCAAGCGUUGCUCUCCCAAGCGUUGCUCUCCCAAGCGUUGCUCUUCCGAGUGUUGCUCUCCCAAGCGUUGCUCUUCCGAGUGUUGCUCUCCCGAGUCUCGGACUGCCCGGAAUCGGCUUACCAGGUAUUGGUGGUGCUCCAAGCGUUUCUCCCUCCUCCAGCCCCGGCUUGACUAGUGCUCGCCCUCCUAGCGCUGGUGUGCCCAGUGCUGCUGUACCAAGUGCCGCUGUCCCCAGUGCCGCUGUCCCCAGUGCCGCUGUCCCCAGUGCUGCUGUAUCCAGUGCUGGAUUACCUGGUAUUCAACUGCCGAGUCUGGGACUGCCGAGUCUUGGACUGCCGAGUCUUGGACUACCAAGUCUUGGACUACCGGGAAUCGGCCUACCAGGUAUCGGUGGUGCCCCAAGCAUUGCUUCUUCCAGUGCCGGAUUGUCUAGUACUCGACCUUCCAGCGCUGCUUUAUCCAGCGCUGGCGUCUCUAGUGCCGGUGUGCCGGGGGUUUCAAGCGCAAAUCUCGUUCCUAUUGGUGUCUCCAACCUCGGGCUUGCUCCGAGCAGUAGCCUGCCCCGGACCAGUUCACCAGUUGCAGGUGUGUCCAGCAGCGCUCUUCCAAGUGCUGCCCUUUCCAGCGCUAGCAUUCCGAGUGGCGUUUCCAGCGUCGGUCUCCCAAGCGCCGGUCUCCCAAGCGUUGGUCUCCCCAGCGUUGGUCUCCUUAGUGCGGCUUCCUCGAGUAUCAAUCCUGGUCUCUCAAGCGUCGCUCUUCCGAGUGCUGCUCCUCCCAGUGCUGCUCUACCUGCACUCAGCGUCGGUCUUCCAAGCAUUGGUCUCCCUAACAUCGGCCUCCCUAGUAUCGGCCUGCCAGGGAUUGGUUUGCCAGGCGCAGGCUCGCAUAGCUCAAGUGUUCCUCCUGCUCCGCUUUCUGCAGGAUUGCCGAGCUCUAGUCUUCCUGCUGCUCCGCCUUCGGCUGGCGUGCCGAGUGUCCCGCUGUCAUCGAGCGCUGGCCUCCCGUCAGCUGCUCCCCCGAGCAUUGGUGUGUCGAGUCCCGGCAUCCCAUCAGCUGCCCUCCCCAGCAGUCCCGCUUCCAGUAUCAAUCUGUCACUAAGCGCUCAUGUCUCGGUAUCACCGUCGGCUGCGCUACCGAGUGUUGCUGUUCCCAGCGUCGCAGCUCCAGGCCUAUCCAUCGGAUUGCCCGGCCUCCCAGGCUUGAUUCCACCUGCAAACACCGCUCUGGCACCCAUUGCCGCUUCAGUUGCUCAUUCAGCUGCUCCUUUAGCUUCUUCUUCGGCUGCUCCUUCAGCUACUCCACCUGCUGAAAUUUCGAAUAACCCGCUGCUGUCCCAUGCUUCCAGUAGUCUCACUAGCUCACUUGGUGAAAGUGUCCCCAGCCUGGAAACCCCUCGAUCAACCUACAUUCCCAGUUCAACCGAGGAGCCUGAGAACCCAUUCUCCCUGAAUUUCCUACCAACUGUAUUCCCUGAUGAGCCCACGGCCAUCGCCACGGUUAUGCCCGAUAUAGAAGCUUACCUUGCACAACUUUCUCCGGAAGAACUCGCGCAGCUCUUCACUGAUCUGCCAACUGUGGCACCGGAGUUGAUUGCGCCGGUGACCUCGGCAGUCUCGAACUUGGUGAAUAUAGCUUCACAGGGCUUACCUGUGGCGCUCCCUUCUGCAGGCACCAAUGCUCUGAAUCCGAUUGUCAGCGCGCUUGGCUCGGUCCUCAGUCCUUCGGGCGGGGGCCUCAUUCCUGCAGCUGUCUCGGCACUUGUACCUGGGCAAUCGCGUGCGGUUCCUUCACAACUGGCCAGUGGCGCGGUAAGCCUGCGGCUAAGCUCUACCCCGGUGUCAGGCUCUGGCUUGAACAGCGUUCCCGCCGCUGCUCUCCCCUCGGCUGUCGCUGCAUUAGGUUCCAACCUGGGCAACGCUCUGACAAGCAAUCUCUUCGGCGGUCUCCUGGGCCCUGCCCCCGCGGCUCCAACGCCCAGCUCCGUCGCAGCACCUGCCCUCCCAUCUGCCGGGCCAGCCCAAGUGUCCGUUCCGAACGCCGGUCCUCCUGCUGCUCCGCCAAGUGCGUUCGUUCCAAAUGAGAGCCUCCGAGUAUCGGAAUCUCUUCCCAUAUCCCUCGGGCUUCCUGCUUCCCGCCUCGUUACUCCCGAGGCACCACCGUCCGCGUCUUUGCCAGCCGGUGUGAGUGUUUCGCUUCCGGGACCUCCCCGUGUGCCUGUGCCAGUCUCGAACCUCGCCGGUCCGGCACCAAGUGUUGCUCUCCCAUUACCGAGUGCUUCGGUCUCAGUGGCCGUCAGUCUGCCCUUGGCAGCAGCUCCCAGCGUUCCGGUCGAGGGUGGCGUCUCCUCCGUUCCUGCCGGCGGCAAUCCGCUCGCCAGCCUGCUAGGUGGUCUCCUGGGCGCCAGCCAGCCCGCAGCCGUCCCAAGUGCCGCCGCCGCCCCCAACGGCCCCGGCGGUCUCGGUCUUGGACUUGGCCUCUCCCUCGCCCCCGGUCAACCCGCGCCCACUGAGGCCGCGAACGCCCCUGGUGGACUCGGCCUGGGACUUGGUCUCUCUCUUUCACCCCCUGCACUGGCCUCGCCUAGUCCAGGCCUCAGCCUCGGUCCGGGCGGACUUCAAGCCUCCAUACCCGGUUUGGGCGCCUCUUUGGGCCUUUCAGGCCUGCUCCCAACUCCUCCAGCUGCAGCUCCUCCGGUUUCUCAGGCUCCGGGUGGAAGUGCUCUCCGCGGUCCGGCUGUUCCAAGCGUUCCCGCAGGUGCGGCGCCUGCUCUACCCUCCAGCCCAGCUGCGGUUCUGCCUGCAUCGAGCAGUCCUGUCGCGGCCGGUCUUCUCCCAAACCUACUGCCCGGGCUCCUAGGCGCUCCCGCCGCCGCUUCGAGCGCUCCCGCCCCUCCUGUGCUAGCGAGUAGCAAUGCCCCCGCUGGCUUGCCUGCUUCAAACGCCGUGCCCGCUCCCGCGUUGAGCAGCCCCGCCGCGAACAACAACAACAAUGGUCCCCUAGGACAGCUUCUCCCCGGGCUCCUAGGCGCUCCCGCCGCUCCUUCGAGCGCAGCCGCCCCGGCCCUACCCAGCGGUAACGCGGCCCUAUCCGCAUCCCUAGCCGCUUCACUCGGUGCCACCGCCGCCGCUGCCGCCCCUCCUCAAAGCAUCCCACCAGCCGCCCCGCCCGCAGCGUCCCUAAGCCGCACCGGCGUCAGCUCCCCAGCCCCAGCGUUCUCAGUCCUGCCGCCCUCAGCGAACCCCGUGCCCAGCAGCAGCGCCGUCCCGCCAGCCGCUCCAGCCCUGCCCUCAAGCGGUGCUCCCGCGCUCCCCACAGCCGCCGCCGCCGCCCCCAGCAGCCCGGCCGCCGCCGCGCAGGCCAGCCUUCUCGCCGGCCUCAUCCCCGGCCUCUUCGGCGCUCCCGCUCCUGCCGUCCCCUCAUCAUCACCACCAGCAGCAUCAGCCCCACCACCAUUAGUGGCGCCAGCAGCGCCGCCGCCUCCCGCAAACAGCAACAACCCUUUCCUCUCCGCCUCCGCGCAGCUUCAGGCAUCGCUAGGGGGCGCGCCGCCAGCCGGCAUCGUCCGUCGGCCCUGUCGCUUCUUCGCCUCCUCUUCCUGCCGUCGCCGCUUCGUUAUCGGCGUCUUUGGGCCUGGGAGGGGGGGUGCCGUCGACGUUGCUGACGACGACGCGGCCCGCGACGACGAUCAGGCCCACCACUACCGCGGCACCCAAUAUAUUUCAAAUUCUAGGCAUCCCCCGAAGGAGGAGAUUGAGGAUGAGAUGAGGUUGAGAAGAUGA
Molecule: messenger RNA, 12375 nt
Organism: Diplodia corticola
Lineage: Eukaryota; Fungi; Ascomycota; Dothideomycetes; Botryosphaeriales; Botryosphaeriaceae
Exons: 3
Coding region: 1-12375 (4124 amino acids)
Source: RefSeq, a predicted model, not a curated record